ACGAGUUAUUACUUCCGCUAUGGCCGCCUAGUGUUUAGUGAAACAUAAAGAAACAAAGACUGAUUCUUAAUAUUAUAGAUCUAGAAAUUAUAAAUUAUUUUUCCUUUUAAAAUGCAGUCAGGUCCUCCCAGAUACCAGAAUCAAGGACCACCAAUGCGACCGUCCUACCCUCAACAAGGAGGAUAUGUCUCGAGCCCCAGGCCAGGGUUCCCACCCCAGAUGUCUGGAGGAAGAAUGGGUAUGCCAGGUCCUGGUAUGUCACCACACCCAACAUUCACAGGUACACCAGUCAAAACCAAAGAUGCCAGCUGCAACACUGUGACCAAAACCAAAGAUAUCAGCAUUGUGAAGAAAGGCCACAUAUAUAUAGUAAAAACAGGCAUGCCCAGAGCCGGAAUGCCCCCACCACCCCCUGGUGUGAGCAUGGACAGAAAACGCCCUCCCUCUCAAGAAAUCCGUACACCUCAUCAGAUCAAAGCAAAAAGAAAGAAGAAAAUUGCAGAUAAAAUUUUGCCCCAGAGAGUGAGGGAUUUGGUACCAGAAUCUCAAGCAUACAUGGAUUUGCUGGCGUUUGAGAGGAAACUUGACGCAACCAUCAUGCGUAAGAGACUUGAUAUACAAGAAGUUCUCAAAAGGCCAAUGAAACAAAAGCGCAAGCUAAGGAUAUUUAUUUCUAAUACUUUCUUUCCUCCUAAAGAAGUUGAGGAUGGUGAGGAGUCUGUGCCAUCAUGGGAACUUAGGGUUGAAGGUCGACUACUGGAGGAUGCUGCCUCGGCUAGGCUGUGUGACAGCAACAAAGUGAAGAGGAAGUUUUCCUCCUUCUUUAAAUCUCUGGUCAUCGAGUUGGAUAAAGAGCUGUAUGGACUGGACAAUCACUUGGUAGAGUGGCACCGCACCCCCAGCACACAGGAGACUGAUGGCUUUCAGGUGAAGAGACCUGGUGACCAGAACGUCAAGUGCAAAGUUCUACUGAUGCUGGACUAUCAGCCAAUGCAGUUCAAGCUGGACCACCGUCUGGCCAGGUUGCUGGGCAUCCACACACAGACUCGUCCUUUUAUUGUCAAUGCCCUCUGGCAGUACAUCAAGACACACAAGCUGCAGGACUCCAGUGAGAGAGAAUACAUCAACUGUGACAAAUAUUUUGAACAAAUAUUUGAAUGCAAGCGCUUAAAGUUCUCUGAUAUCCCAUCCAAACUUCAGCCGUUAUUAAUGCCCCCAGAUCCUAUCAUCAUCCACCAUGUUGUUACAGUUGAAGGUCCUGAUGCCAAGAAAACAGCUUGCUAUGAUAUUGAUGUUGAUAUUGAUGACACUUUAAAACAGCAGAUGAACGCUUUUGUGAUGUCCACUCAGAACCACACAGAAAUAGCUAACCUUGAUGCCAAAAUUCAUGAAACAGUUGAAAAUAUCAACAUGUUAAAGACACAGCGUGAAUUUUUUCUGGGGUUCGCCAAAGAUCCACAGGAGUUCAUUAGUAAUUUCUUGAUUUCACAGACAAGAGAUCUCAAGACUAUGACAGAUGUGGUAGGAAACCCUGAAGAAGAAAGACGUGCUGAGUAUUUCUAUGAGCCGUGGACUAAUGAAGGUGUCAACAGAUACUUUUACUCUCUGGUCCAACAAAGAAGAAUGGAACUUGAACAAGCACUAAUGAUGAGGAAUGGUGGCAUUUAAUCAGUGUUCUAAAUCUGAUCUGACCGAUUACAUAAUCAUAAUAAUCAUUUUAUACCCAUUUCAUUUACGUCAGUAUGUUGUUUUGAUUAAGUAUUUUUUUUUUUUUAAAUUGGAUGUUGAAUAAAAUCGUGUAUUAUUCUAAGUAAUGUGCAUCUUUAUUUCAUUUUUUUUUCUAGGGCAUAAGAUCUACAUAAUUUUUUUUUUUUGCUUUAACUUUAUUGUCAAUGUCUCCUGAAUUAAAACAAAUUUCAA
This is a messenger RNA of Physella acuta, 1920 nucleotides long. RefSeq names its product SWI/SNF-related matrix-associated actin-dependent regulator of chromatin subfamily D member 1. The record is from RefSeq and is a predicted model, not a curated record. NCBI's taxonomy places the organism in Eukaryota, Metazoa, Mollusca, Gastropoda, Physidae.